AUGGCGGCAACUCUCUCUAUGAGCUCUGCCAUCGGUCUUCCUGCACCUCCAUUUGACACUAUUCACACUAACACAAUGCCAUCUAAGCAAUCUCGGCCGACUAGUGGCGACACUAUCAACGUUGGGAGCACAGUGUUCGACCCUCAGACGUCGACAGCCAAGGCACUGAGAGAACUAUGCAUCAAUGCACUCAACAACAAUCACACCUUUACACCAGAGGUUCUAGAUCACCUUCUAGACCUGUUGAAAGAUAAAGUUCCCCUUCUAGGUAUCGAGGUAAUGCCGUCAAGUUACCUUACCACCCAUUCUAUAAACAGUAAGCCAGAUCGCACACCGAAGAAGUUCCUGGCGCCGGUGCUUCAUCCUGCGGGUCACGGGGGCUGGGGCCUCGCCUUCGUCAGCGAACAGCACGAAGGCAUUAACAGAACAUAUAUCAGAGCGCUGUACUAUGAUUCUCUACCCGGAAAAGACCGCGGACACGAUGUCGAAAAGAAGCUUCAGCAUUGGUUGGGGCUACAUCAUGGGAAAGCCAUGGAGUUGAGGUUUGGACGGAUUUCUGGUCCUGACCAAGCCCCUAAACAACGUUAUUUGAGCGGACAAUUCGUUGUCAUGGCGGCUCAUGAGUUUAUCAAGUUUGGGAAAAUCAACUCAAAACCCGAGAAAUGGAACGAUGACCCAAAAACGUUUAUCAUGGGCCUUUUGAAGGAUGAGCACGUGGCUACCAGACAACUGAGUCAGGAGUCGUCGCUGUCUGUCCGGUAUGGCACCCCAAUCAUGCAAACAAAGACACCGACUCCUGUCACGCCUGCGCCCCAGUCCAAUACGUCCUCUUCCAAGAAGAAGAAUCUUGAGAUCCCUCCUUAUAAGAAUGACUGUUUUACUCCUAAAGCGCCUACGCCAGCGCCACAGUCUUCUCCAGAGAGUCGCAAGCGCAUCACCGCAUCGCCUGCGACUAGGCGUAUGGCUACAGAUAUCAAGGCCAAGAUAGGCUCCCCAACGCCAUAUAAACGUGUCAACGAUGAAUGUCACAGUUCAGAGCCUGACUCGAAGCGAUGCCGGGUCGAGGUUGACAUGGGCGACAGAACGAGGGAGAUUAUCUCAUAUCUCUGUGGCCAGGAGCUUCCAACUGAGGCUACUUCAGCAGAAGAAAGCGACAAGCGCAUCGCAGAGCUCCGUAGCUGUGAAAAGAGGUAUGAGGAUGAAAACGAGGCUUUGAAUCAAAGCAACGCGCAAUAUGCACUGCAUAAGAAUACGUUCGACAGCGUUUCCAAAGAGUUUGAUUCACUCCAAGCUGAAAUCGACGAACAGGAGAGGGCGAUAGGGGCGGCGAUAGGGGCAUACAAUGCCCAGGUCCCUGAAGUCAGAAACGCCUGGCAAGACAAGAUGUUGGCUGCGAUGCGCGGUGUUUUGGAGCCUGAGAAGGGAAAUCUCGAGACCAAGUCGGUCGAGAAGCGUCAAAUAGAGGAGACUCUCAAGUCAGCGGGCGAGAAGCUUCUGGCGCGACAAGACCAAGUCGCCAAGGUCAUGCAAGAGAAGUCGUCGGCGGAUUAUGAGGCUCGGCAGGCUGCUGAGUGGGAAGUGAUGAAUGAUAUCGCACGUGACGCUGCGAGGAAAAUGAAGGAAUAUAAGAAGUCUACACAGAUCGAGGAUUGGUUGCCUGUUUUUGAAGAGAGACGACGACAGAAACAAAAGGGAGGAGGACCUGUCAGCUAA
This is a messenger RNA of Fusarium pseudograminearum CS3096, 1713 nucleotides long. RefSeq lists its product as uncharacterized. NCBI's taxonomy places the organism in Eukaryota, Fungi, Ascomycota, Sordariomycetes, Hypocreales, Nectriaceae. The coding region runs from base 1 to 1713 and encodes 570 amino acids. The record is from RefSeq and is a predicted model, not a curated record. The transcript has 2 exons.